AUGGCGACCAGCCCGCUGCCCGGCCCCACCGAUAUCCUGCUGCCGUCGCCGUCCAGCGCGUACCCGCCGGACCCCAUGAGCCAGCCGAGGGCCGGCCACGCCGCCAUGAAGCCCAACCAGGUGGGGCAGGUGAUCCUCUACGGCAUCCCCAUCGUCUCGCUGGUCAUCGACGGGCAGGAGCGGCUGUGCCUGGCGCAGAUCUCCAACACCCUCCUCAAAAACUUCAGCUACAACGAGAUCCACAACCGGCGGGUGGCCCUGGGCAUCACCUGCGUGCAGUGCACGCCGGUGCAGCUGGAGAUCCUGCGGCGGGCCGGGGCCAUGCCCAUCUCCUCCCGCCGCUGCGGCAUGAUCACCAAGAGGGAGGCCGAACGGCUCUGCAAAUCCUUCCUGGGAGAGAACCGGCCCCCCAAACUGCCGGAUAACUUCGCCUUCGACGUGUCCCACGAGUGCGCCUGGGGAUGCCGCGGGAGCUUCAUCCCUGCCCGCUACAACAGCUCCCGGGCCAAGUGCAUCAAGUGCAGCUACUGCAGCAUGUACUUCUCGCCCAACAAGUUCAUCUUCCACUCCCACCGCACCCCCGACGCCAAGUACACCCAGCCCGACGCCGCCAACUUCAACUCCUGGCGCCGCCACCUGAAGCUGACCGACAAGAGCCCCCAGGAUGAGCUGGUCUUCGCCUGGGAGGAUGUCAAGGCCAUGUUCAACGGCGGCAGCCGCAAGCGCGCCCUGCCGCCCGCCCCGCCGGCCCCCGCCGCCGCCGCGCCCGCCGCCUGCCACCCGCUGGGCUCGGUGAAGGCGGCGGCGGUGGUGGGCGGCGGGCUGCUGAGCCCGCACCUCCUGGCCGCGCCGCCCGACCUGCACCAGAAGCGGCCGCGCUUCGAGGAGGACGAGGAGCUGCAGGAGGCGGUGGCGGCGGCGCACGGCGGCAAGAGCCCGCGGAGCUACCCCGUCAUCCCGGUGCCCAGCAAGGGCUCCUUCGGCGGCAUGCUCCAGAAGUUCCCCGGUUGCGGCGGGCUCUUCCCGCACCCCUACGGCUUCCCAGCCGCUGCCUUCGGGCUCUGCCACAAGAAGGAGGAGGGCGGCGGCGGCGAUGCCCUCGGCGGGGCGGCCGCGCACAAGGCCGGCGGGGCGGCGGCGGCGGGCGGCGGGCUCUCGGGGCUCUUCUGGCCGGGCAGGAAGGACGCCGCCUUCUACCCUCCCUUCUGCAUGUUCUGGCCGCCGCGCACCCCGGGCGGGCUGCCGGUGCCCACCUACCUGCAGCCGCCGCCGCAGCCGCCCGGCGCCCUGGGAUGCUCGCUGGGGGGGGACGGGGCGGGCCUGCUGCGCCAGGCUUUCCUGGACCUGUCGGAGCCCGGCGGCGAGGCGGGGCCGGCGGGGCUGGGCACGGGGCCGGCGGGGCUGGGGACGCCGCCCGCCGCCGCCCCCCCGUCCGCGCCCGCCGCCGCCGCCGCCGCCGCCGCCCGGGACCCGCUGUUCGAGUCGCCCCCCGGCGGCGGCGCCGAGCCCGCCUCGCCCGCCGCUUCCGACGGGGGCAGCGGCGGCGGGGGCGGGCGGGUCCCUCCGCACCACCCGCACCUGCUGGAGGCGGCGGGCGGGCGCAAGGCGGGCGGCGGGUACCACCACUCCAGCGCCUUCCGCCCGGUGGGCGGCAAGGAGGACUCGGAGAGCCUGGCCAAGCUGCACGGAGGCGGCGGCGGCGGCCCCCCGCGCUCCGCAUCGCCGCUGCAGCUGCUGCUGCCGCCGCCGCCGCCGCCGCCCCCCGAGGAUGCGGGCUGCGAGAGGCACCCGCAUCCUCCGCACGCCGCGCACCGCCUGCUCUCCCCCGGAGGCACCAGCUGCAGCUUCGCCAGCGAAGAGAGCAGCGAGGAGGAGGAGGACGAGGAGGAGGAAGACGAGCCCGAGGUGGACGUCGAGGGGCACAAGCCCCCCGAGGAGGAGGAAGAGGAUGAGGAGGAGGAGGGCGAGGAAGAGCCCCGCGGCGGAGACCCCUUGGCGGCCGGCGGCCGCUUUCCACCCGCCCGGGGUCUGCCGGAGAAGGGCGGCCGGGAGCGCCCCGUCGCCGGCCCCUUCCCCCGUGCGGCCGUCGAGGAGAAGCCGGGGGAUAGUGCAACCCCAGCGCUGCCUGCCGGGGCCCCGCGGGCGGGCAGCGGCGGCAGCAGCCCGGCACAGCACCCGGCGCCCGAGGAGCAGCCCCUCUACAAAGAUAAUCAGAAGAGCAAGGAGGGUAAUCAGGUCAUCUUGCCUACGAAGGAGGACACCUUCUCAGAUAAGAACAAGGAGCAUAAUUUUUUCAUCACAGAUUCAGAGCCUUCAGGAGGAGACUUCUGGAGAGAUAUAGCAGGAGAACACACACAAGAAACCAAUUCACCUCAUUCUCUGAAGAAGGAUGUGGAAAAUAUGGGGAAAGAGGAACUCCAGAAGGUUCUGUUUGAGCAGAUCGACCUGCGGAGGAGGCUGGAACAGGAAUUCCAGGUGUUGAAAGGAAACGCGUCUUUCCCAGUCUUCAACAAUUUUCAAGAUCAGAUGAAGCGGGAGCUGGCGUACAGAGAAGAAAUGGUGCAGCAGCUACAAAUUAUUCCCUAUGCAGCAAGCUUGAUCAGGAAAGAAAAGCUCGGUGCACACCUCAGCAAAAGCUAA
This is a messenger RNA of Zonotrichia leucophrys gambelii, 2640 nucleotides long. It is a transcript of the gene SKOR2, whose product is annotated as SKI family transcriptional corepressor 2. Gene Ontology annotation, molecular function: SMAD binding; RNA polymerase II cis-regulatory region sequence-specific DNA binding; DNA-binding transcription factor activity, RNA polymerase II-specific. Lineage: Eukaryota; Metazoa; Chordata; Aves; Passeriformes; Passerellidae. Gene Ontology annotation, biological process: negative regulation of BMP signaling pathway; negative regulation of transcription by RNA polymerase II. The coding region runs from base 1 to 2640 and encodes 879 amino acids. Gene Ontology annotation, cellular component: transcription regulator complex; nucleus. The transcript is spliced from 7 exons. The record is from RefSeq and is a predicted model, not a curated record.